AUGUUGCAAUGCGAGGAGGGUUAUAGUCACCUGUAUAGCGAGUUUUACAAACCUCACAGCCCUGCACCCCCCACAUCACCCCCUACUACAACCCCCACUUUGGCCGUUGAACCUUACUUGUCACUUCUACAUAAAGCACAGGCUUCCCCACUUAACAUGUCUCACAACACCCCGUCCAACAGGUCUACAAUGGUGUCUGAAACGAAACACAUGAUCCCUGUGGGAUCCCAAGGUGCGGAGCUCGCUGGAAUUCUCAACGAACCGCCCUCGGCCGUCGACAACCCCAAUUUCAAGACCAUUUUUCCCCCCAAGGUGGUUCUGAUUCUCCAUGGCCAAGGAGGACACAAGGACUACUGCUACCAACGCAUGUUGGGACAGGAGCUUCCCGGAGAGAAUGGCAUGUGGACCUUCCGACUCGAUUUCCGAGGUUGUGGCGAGUCUACGGAGGAUGAUCACCACAAACUGAAGGACGUGAACUGGCCCGAGUACAAGGUGACUAAGCCGAUCCGAACCAUCAAACGGGACGCUGAGGAUAUCGAGGCGGCCGUGACGUGGCUCCAAAAACGUGGUCUCACCGUUUGUGCUUUGGUGGCACACUCCAGAGGCUGUUUGGCAGCAAUGGAGUGGUUCCACAACGGCAUCAACGCCAAUAAGUUUAUUGGUAGUGGCGGAAACACGGUGCUGCCGGCCUUUGUCAAUUGCUCGGGACGAUACAAGACCCACGAAAUUUGGGACAAGCUCAGAGAGGGCUAUGGAUACACGUGGAAGGAACACAAGCAGUACCGGUCUGUGGAGAACUUUGAGGGCAAGUACACUAAAAUGCUAGUGAGCAUUGAGGAGCCUACGUCGAUUGCAAACACAGACAUUCCAGGUCACUGCAAGGCGUUUAAGAACGCAGGAGGACACACACUGACCGUGUUUGGGUCGCGCGAUCAGGUGGUCAAUGUGGAGGAUGCUGGACACUUUGCGAACGCCCUUCAGCCCCGACACCAUCUUUCCAUCAUUCGAGAUGCUGACCAUAACUUUUACGGUGACGAGUUGCCUGCCGAGAAAGGCGCCGAGCCUGGAAAGCGACCCAAGAAGGUCAAUUACAAUCCUCGAGUAACCAAGAUCAUCAUCGACUGGCUCAAAUCCGAGGCUUUCCACGCCAGAGCUCUCAAUGACAUGGCCACUAUCGGAACUGUGACUCGGUUUAAGGAUGUGGAUGGUAUCGACAACUUUAGAGAUUAUGGAGGGUUCCAGCUCGAUUCGAAAACAUCAAUCAUCCAGGGAGUUCUAUACCGAUGUGCUGACUUGCGAAGCGUGACCUCUGCUGGCGUGGCUACCAUCAACCAGCUUGGAAUCAAGGCUGUGUUUGAUUUCCGAUCGGAGAUUGAAGUCACUAGAAACGGUUUUGGCAAGGUAGAUGGCACCGAGCGUGUCCAUACCCCUGUCUUCAAGAGCAAGGAUCUGUCUCCUGAAGCUCUUGCUGAGCGGUACAGAAACUUUCUGGAUCCCAUUGAGGGCUUCAAGCGUGCCUACGACGAGAUUCUGACUGUCGGAGGCCCCUCUUACGAAAAGCCGUUGCGGUUUUUGCUUGAGAACCCCGGUACACCGAUGAUUGUGCAUUGCACCGCUGGCAAGGACCGAACUGGUGUCUUUUGUGCUCUGGUUCUGCGUCUACUUGGUCUGGAUCACGACACAAUUUCUCGGGAGUACGAGCUGACUACUUUUGGACUCAGAGAAGCUGUUCCUCGACUGAUUGAGGCUCUUUCUACCGAACGGGCCGAGUGGAGCGAUCCUGCCAUGGCGGAGAAAAUGGCUAACAUGCUGUCUUCUCGGUACGAUUGUAUGAUGCAGGCACUGGAUCUGCUUGAAAACAAGUUUGGAGGAGCGGAGAAGUGGAUCAUGGACAACUGUGGAUUCACAAAGGAGGAUAUCGAGACGCUGAAGAAGAAUCUCAUUUCUCCUGUGGAGCCUGGGUGGGAGUUGAGCUAUAAGAUGUAG
Yarrowia lipolytica CLIB122 is the source of this 1986-nucleotide messenger RNA. RefSeq lists its product as uncharacterized. Gene Ontology annotation, molecular function: phosphoprotein phosphatase activity. Lineage: Eukaryota; Fungi; Ascomycota; Dipodascomycetes; Dipodascales. The record is from RefSeq and is a predicted model, not a curated record. Gene Ontology annotation, biological process: dephosphorylation.